AUGGAUGUAGAUGAGUCCGGUGCUGACGUAGCAGCUAAGGAGGAUGUGCCACCGCCUCCUGCACCUGUGGCCGGCCCAAGCGCCAGAAGAGCACGUGUUCAGCUACCAGAGCACCAUGAUGACGAUGGACCAACCUACUAUCGUUUGGGGGUGGACUACCCUGUGGACCCAGAGGAUGACGAAGUCCUCCACCAAUGCGCACGAAUAAAGAAGCUGGAAAGUCUGGACAUAGUUGGCGCGAAGCUUCGGAAGCUGUGCCUGGUGGCAAACUGUGUAGAGAAGAUUGAGAACCUCGAUUCCAAUGUGAAUUUGGAACAUUUGGAGCUGUAUCAAAAUCUCGUGAAGAAGAUUGAGAACAUUGCCCACCUCCGCAAUCUGACAGUGCUGGACUUGUCCUUCAAUAAGAUUCGGCUGAUGGAUUCCCUCGCCACGUGCAACUUUCUUCAGCUCGAGCGACUGUACUUGUCAAGCAACAAGAUCACAGAUGUAGAGGGCAUUUUCCACUUGACAAAUCUCAAGAUGCUUGAGCUCGGAUCAAACAGAAUUCGAAGUGUUCCUCCAGAGAUCGCUUCUUUGGUUCACUUGGAGGAGCUGUGGCUGGGCAAGAACAAGAUUACAUCAAUGACAUUGCCACCAUUGCCACGAUUGAGGCACAUGAGUUUGCAGAACAAUCGGCUAGAAGUUUGGGAGCCUGCUUUCUUUCAGAACUUGUCCGGGCUGACGCACCUCUACUUGGGGCACAAUAAUCUGCCAGACCUUCCUGAAGAGUUUGCCCUUCUAACAAAUUUGGUUGAGGUUGACCUGGUGCGCAACGCAAUUACCUUGAUAAAGCCACUUCCUGAGCUAAAAAAGCUUGAGGAACUUUGGAUGAAUGACAACAAGAUAGAGGACUUACAGCAAAUCAGUCACCUGGAAGCAUUUUGUGCCUUGAAGACGAUCUACCUGGAGCGCAAUCCCAUGCAGGACCUUGGCAACAAGGAGGCCGAACAGAGGUACAGAGAGGCCAUCCUGAAGGCGGUUCCCCACAUCCAACAGAUCGAUGCAGAGCGUGUUGAUUUCGAAGUCAAGGUCAUCUCAGAUGGUACAGAGAGACAUGUCAUGGGCAUUCGGCGUAGCUGA
Molecule: messenger RNA, 1119 nt
Organism: Cladocopium goreaui
Lineage: Eukaryota; Dinophyceae; Suessiales; Symbiodiniaceae
Source: the annotation of a GenBank genome assembly